Messenger RNA from Budorcas taxicolor (takin), 2215 nucleotides. It is a transcript of the gene RELB, whose product is annotated as RELB proto-oncogene, NF-kB subunit. Gene Ontology annotation, biological process: response to cytokine; inflammatory response; non-canonical NF-kappaB signal transduction. The record is from RefSeq and is a predicted model, not a curated record. Gene Ontology annotation, cellular component: cytoplasm. NCBI's taxonomy places the organism in Eukaryota, Metazoa, Chordata, Mammalia, Artiodactyla, Bovidae. Gene Ontology annotation, molecular function: RNA polymerase II cis-regulatory region sequence-specific DNA binding; DNA-binding transcription factor activity, RNA polymerase II-specific.
UCCCGACCCGCGAUCGUCCGCCAGACCGUGCCACCUGGCCGCUCUGCCCGCCCUCGUGUGUGUGUUUUGGUCUGGGCUGGCCUCCGGGCCGUCAGUCCCCACUGGUUGGGCCAUGCCGAGUCGCCGCGUCGCCAGAUCGUCCGCUGCGCCGGAGCUCGGGCCCUUGGGGUCCGCUGACCUCUCCUCGCUCUCUCUCGCCGUUUCCAGGACCACGGAUGAAUUGGAGAUCAUCGACGAGUACAUCAAGGAGAAUGGCUUCGGCUUGGAGGGGGCGCAGCCCGGCCCGGGCGAGGGGCUGCCACGCCUGGUAUCUCGCGGGGCGGCCUCCCUGAGCACCGUCACCCUGGGCCCCGCGGCCCCCCCGCCCCCGGCCACGCCGCCGCCCUGGGGCUGCACCCUGGGCCGGCUGGUGCCCCCGGCCGCGGGCGCCGGGCCGCGGCCGCACCUGGUCAUCACCGAGCAGCCCAAGCAGCGCGGCAUGCGCUUCCGCUAUGAGUGCGAGGGCCGCUCGGCCGGCAGCAUCCUCGGAGAGAGCAGCACCGAAGCCAGCAAGACGCUGCCCGCCAUCGAGCUCCGGGACUGUGGAGGGCUGCGGGAGGUGGAGGUGACCGCCUGCCUGGUGUGGAAGGACUGGCCUCACCGAGUUCAUCCCCACAGCCUCGUGGGGAAAGACUGCACAGAUGGCGUCUGCAGGGUGCGGCUCCGGCCUCAUGUCAGCCCUCGGCACAGCUUUAACAACCUGGGCAUCCAGUGUGUGAGGAAGAAGGAGAUCGAGGCUGCCAUUGAGCGGAAGAUUCAGCUGGGCAUUGACCCCUACAAUGCUGGGUCCCUGAAGAACCAUCAGGAGGUAGACAUGAAUGUUGUGAGGAUUUGCUUCCAGGCCUCAUACAGGGACCAGCAAGGACAGAUGCGCCGCAUGGACCCUGUGCUCUCUGAGCCUGUCUACGACAAGAAGUCUACAAACACAUCGGAGCUACGGAUUUGCCGAAUCAACAAGGAGAGUGGGCCGUGCACGGGUGGCGAGGAGCUCUACCUACUGUGCGACAAGGUGCAGAAAGAGGAUAUAUCGGUGGUGUUCAGCAGAGCCUCCUGGGAAGGCCGGGCUGACUUCUCCCAGGCUGAUGUGCACCGCCAGAUUGCCAUUGUGUUCAAGACACCACCCUACGAGGACCUGGAGAUCGUUGAACCUGUGACAGUGAACGUCUUUCUGCAGCGGCUUACUGAUGGGGUCUGCAGUGAGCCUCUGCCCUUCACCUACCUGCCUCGGGACCAUGACAGCUAUGGCGUGGACAAGAAGCGGAAACGGGGGCUGCCUGACGUCCUUGGGGAGCUGAAUAGCUCUGAUCCCCAUGGCAUUGAGAGCAAACGACGGAGGAAAAAACCAGUCUUCCUGGAUCAAUUCCUGCCUAGCCAUGGCUCAGGACCGUACCUCCCGCCGUCAGUGCUGCUACCCGACACAGACUUCUUCCCGGGCACCGUAUCCCUCCCCAGCCUGGAACCCCCCGGCGGGCCAGACCUCCUGGACGACAGCUUUCCCUACGACCCCGCUGCCCCCACGCUCUUGACCAUGCUGGACAUGUUGCCCCCAGCGCCACCACUCACCAGCGCUGUCGCGGGCAACGGCGGUGCAGGGGCUGCGGUCGGGGAGCCCCCCGGCCCCGAGCCGCUGACGCUGGACUCUUACCAGGCCCCGGGCCCCGGGGACGGAGGCACUGCCAGCCUCGUGGGCAGCAACAUGUUCCCCAACCAGUACCGUGAGGCCGGCUUUGGGGGUGGCCUCCUGUCCCCGGGCCCUGAGGCCACGUAGCCCCGCGGCGCUGGAGGAGAGGCGCUGGGUCGGGAGGGAGGUGGCCUUCCAAUCAGGAUACCCAGCACCCCCAUCCCCUGGGGCGGCCCUUGGUCAGUCUUCCGACGUCCUCGUCCUUCCGAAUCGGACAUCUUCAGCGCUGGGGAGAAACUCCGUAACACCGGUUUCUCCUGAGCUCAUUUACAAAUGAGAAAACUGAGUCUGGAGAGGAAAGGGGGCUUGGCUCUCAAGCACUAGCUUGUUAAAGCUGCUGUCUCAGCCCCCACAAGCAGGGGCACCUUCUCCAGGGGGAUUCUGUUGUGUAUAUAUGGGAGGAGGGUGCAGAUCCCCCAUCCUCCUUCCCCAGGCUUGAAGGUGGGGGGCGGGUAGGUUGUUUGUUCAGUCUUCCUAAUAAAGAUGAGCUUUUGA